This is a messenger RNA of Entelurus aequoreus (snake pipefish), 761 nucleotides long. RefSeq names its product small nuclear ribonucleoprotein polypeptide C (gene snrpc). The record is from RefSeq and is a predicted model, not a curated record. Gene Ontology annotation, biological process: spliceosomal snRNP assembly; mRNA 5'-splice site recognition; mRNA splicing, via spliceosome. The transcript has 6 exons. The coding region runs from base 110 to 553 and encodes 147 amino acids. Gene Ontology annotation, cellular component: U1 snRNP; nucleus. Gene Ontology annotation, molecular function: pre-mRNA 5'-splice site binding; zinc ion binding. Lineage: Eukaryota; Metazoa; Chordata; Actinopteri; Syngnathiformes; Syngnathidae.
UUGUUGCUCGGCUUCCACCCGGAACAAAUUGUGACUCGGACACAUUUCUGGUGGGAACAUUUAUCAGGAACACGCGAGUCGGCCGUUGACCGACUCUCAUUCCCCAGACAUGCCGAAGUUUUACUGCGACUACUGUGACACCUACCUUACACAUGACUCGCCUUCGGUGAGGAAGACCCACUGCAGUGGCAGAAAACACAAAGAAAAUGUGAAAGAUUACUACCAGAAAUGGAUGGAGGAACAGGCCCAGAGCCUGAUCGAUAAAACAACGGCUGCUUUUCAACAGGGAAAAAUCCCCCCCACGCCAUUUGUUGGUGCCCCCCCACCAGGUGGUCCUCCACGUCCAGGCAUGCUGCCAACUCCGCCCAUGGCCGGCCCUCCUAUGAUGCCCAUGAUGGGACCACCGCCUCACGGAAUGAUGCCAGGCGGCCCCGGAAUGCGUCCGCCAAUGGGAGGGCCCAUGCAGAUGAUGCCAGGACCGCCUCACAUGAUGCGGCACCCCCGGCCCAUGAUGAUGCCAGUCAGGCCGGGCAUGAUGAGACCAGACAGAUAAGGCUGACGUGUAGUAGUUGUUGUUGUCGCCACAAGAGGGUGCGGCAGAAUGAAGUGUGACCAACUUAUGAUUUAUAUCCUAUGUAGUUGCUCUCAUUCUGCAGACACGCCCAUCACAGCAUAUUUGACUUUGUUUUCUGACCGUGUUUUUACCCUUCUUAGAUUUUUUUCACAUGACAUUGCUUUGAGAAAUAAAGCAAUCAUUUACA